This is a messenger RNA of Pieris napi, 3364 nucleotides long. RefSeq names its product receptor expression-enhancing protein 1 (gene ReepA). The transcript has 8 exons. The coding region runs from base 108 to 2024 and encodes 638 amino acids. The record is from RefSeq and is a predicted model, not a curated record. NCBI's taxonomy places the organism in Eukaryota, Metazoa, Arthropoda, Insecta, Lepidoptera, Pieridae. Gene Ontology annotation, cellular component: cytoplasmic microtubule; endoplasmic reticulum membrane; endoplasmic reticulum tubular network. Gene Ontology annotation, molecular function: microtubule binding. Gene Ontology annotation, biological process: endoplasmic reticulum tubular network organization.
CGAUUUUAAAUAUGGCGGAUUAGUCCAACAACAUUUUACAGGGCAGUCGUGUUUUGUCAUGUUUUCUUUUGUGAAAGUUUUUGUUAAUCUUUUUACGUGAUUUUAAUAUGAUAUCGUCGAUAAUUUCACGUUUGGUUAUAUUGGUAUUUGGUACGCUCUACCCGGCAUACGCCUCAUAUAAAGCUGUACGAACGAAGAACCUAAAAGAAUACGUGAAAUGGAUGAUGUAUUGGAUAGUGUUCGCACUGUUCACGUGCACAGAGACGUUCACAGAUGUCUUCCUCUCCUGGUUUCCGUUCUAUUACGAGGUGAAGAUCGUUCUAGUCCUAUGGCUGCUGUCGCCCGCCACCAAAGGUUCUUCCAUACUCUACCGGAAGUUUGUGCAUCCGGCGUUAUGCCGACGUGAACAGGAGAUAGAUGAGUACAUAGCUAAAGCCAAAGAUCAGGGUUACCACACAGUGUUAAAUCUCGGCACCAAAGGCGUCAACUAUGCCACAACAGUUAUUAUGCAAACCGCCAUAAAGGGAGGCGGUGGUUUAGUUCAACAGCUGCGCAAGAGUUACAGUCUAUCGGAUUUGACUGAGUGUGAGCCUCGUGAAGAGCACGCCGCCGAUGAGGUCGACGAUGUGUUGGCGGAACCUAGGCUUAUUAGGCGCGCUGUCAAAAGCGCUUAUGCGGCCCGACGCAGUGCAUCGGAGUCGAACAGCCGUCAGCCGCUUUACUUCCCCGAAGUAGACGUCGAUGUCAGACCUCGACCCAGACUUGAAGAGCCAGACUUCAGCCAUAUAAAAUCGACAGAGGACAUAAGCUCGGGCUACUCGAGCGCAGACAAUUCGACGUCGCUAACACGAACGGCGAGCGUGGGCGCGUCAGCGAGGUCGCGAGCGAGAACUACCCGCACUACGGUCACCACCAUCAAACGACCGCAGGCCGCUGAGGAUAAAGAAGUUAUCGUCGAGGAGCUUUUGGAGGAUGAUUUUGAUAACACAAUGCCCCCUCUCGAGACAUUAUCCUCUCCUUUAUAUCUCUCCCACACUGUGCCACCGUUUAUUUACCAAUAUGUUGGCGAUCAAGUUAAAAUCAUUCAAGUUUUAGGCAAUUAUCCUUUGAGCUCUAACAACGAAACAAAUAAAGUUAGAACUGAAAGGGUCGAAACUGAUUUUGAUAAAAAUGAAGUAGAAUUAAAAAACUUAGAAGAAACAGAAAUAGAUAACAAUAGCAAAGAAGAUAAAAGUCCGGUUGAUAAACAAUGCACGUUGUCAAAUGAUAUGAAUGUUAAGGAAUCUGAGGUUACGCUGCCAAAUGAAAAACUUAUGGAUGAAGCCAUUCAAGAAGAGUUUAUUGAUACAGAAAGUAGAUCUGUUAACGAUGACUCCGCUGACAGUGACGAUGAAGCUUCCUUUGGCACACCGGAGCCAACACCAAAAUCCGUUAAAAAAAUGUCAAAGGGAAAAUAUGGCAAAAGCAAAGCUCCUCUGCCACCUAAGGAAAACGAAAAAGCAGUACUGACAAAUACUACUGAAUUAGAUAAUUCUGAAAUUCAAGAUCUGCAAAACUUUGAGACCACGGAAAUUUUAGAUUCUAAACUCAUUUUAAACGAUAGUCUUAACGUAGACUCAAAUCGACGAUCUAAAUCAAAAUCGCCCGCAAGAGGAAGUGGAAGUAAUCUUGGUUUUGGUAAACUAUUACAAUUUCCAAGUAAACUCGCUUUUUGGGCUAAAAGUGAUGAGAAAUCAAAAUCUGAUUUAUCAAUAUCAGCAUCCGACGAUAGUAAACAAUCUUCGGUAAAAAUGAAUGACGAAUUUCAAAGUUGUUUUGAUAUCGCCAAUACUUCCAAAGAAAUUUGUUUGACAGAAUCAGAAAAUGCCUCCAAAGAAAUAGACAAAGAAAAUAUUAUACAAGAUAUAAAAGAUAAGAGUGACGAAUUGCAAAAAUUAAUCGAAGCUAAACUUGAAAGUCACCCAGAGUAUAAAUUUAUUCCUUUAAAUGAUGAUGUCACAUUGUCAAAGAGCACAGAUGUGUAACCCCCCUUGUUCCGUUUUAUAUAGCUGCGAGACAACUGAAUAAUCACUUUAUUUUUAGUGAGUUCUUGCAUGGAUUUACGGUUUUUGUUUGUAUUUUUUUGUGUAUUCUAUUAUUUUUAUAGACAUAUAUUGAUAAUGAUUUGUAUUUUAAUUUUAAAGUUAUAUGAUUUUAACAUUAUAGUUCUUGAAUGUUUGCUUUUUUUAGUAUAUUUUUCUGCACUGAUAGUUUUUGUAUUUUGUGUUGUUUAUUUAUUUAAUGGUGUACCCUUACAGUUUAAUAUCCUUUUACUGCAUGAUAAUCUGGUAUUCAAAAUGUGUUCUUAGUUUUACAUUCUAAAUAUGUAGUAUGUUUGCCCGCUAAGUUCCUAAUUAAUUGACUGAUACAUUUAUAGAACAAAAUAUAUGUGCUUGGCUUCUUAUUAUUAAAAAAAUAUAUAUUUUUUAUUUUCAGGCAGUGCUGUCGGCCUCUGCUACAAUACCUCGCGCAAAAAAAUCUAGUAAAAGGAAAACUCAAUAAACACAUUCAUAGAGAACUAAAAAUCAGUAUAAUUUCAAUUAUUUAUCAUCUACGCUUUUAAAUAAAAAUCCAAAGCAAAGCAUGUUUUAAUUAAAAUUUGUUGUGCAAUUAGAAAGUUACCAAUAAUAUAAGCAUUAAAUGCAAAUACUUAGUGCAAUAAGGGUUUUGGUUAUGAGAAAACUAAUCUCAAAAAUAUCUUUGCUUACUGAAAUCAAACACCCGAAGGGUUUUUCUUUGAAAAUAUUAUUUUAGCCAAAAUUUGCCAAAUUUUUAGUAAUUGGAUACUUCAUUAGCAUGAAUAGACUAGAGAUAGAAUAGAUAGUUGUAUGCCUUUAUAAGAUACUCAAGCCCAAAGAGCCUGUUCACAAAUAAUUUAUUUCUAUAAAAUAGGUUGGAGGCUUCUGAUAUAGCGCACGAUGGUGUGUGGUACUCAUUAAUAUUUAUGACAUUACAAUAAUUAAUUAUAAAUAAAUAUUUAUGUAAACAAGUUUUACUAUUCAGAGACCAUUUAUGUUUUAACCUUAUUUUGAUCUGUUAUAAAUUAGGAUUUGACAUUAUGUUCCUUAUGUAGAUUUUAAUUUAGUGUAGUAGAGCACAAAAUUAUUAUUAAAUUACCCUAUUACUUGGAUAUUACCAUGACAAAUUUAAAUACUAUUGUAAAUAUAUAUUAAUCCAAGGAUUGGUUAAAUAUUGUAAGGGGCUUAUUGCUUCCAGUGUUGUAGCCUUUGUGCACAUCAAUGCUCUACAAUAAUGUAAGUUCUCUAAGUAUUUGGAUAAUGAUGAUCAUAUUUGCGUUUCAAUGGAAUAAAAAAAGAUAUAAAAC